AUGGAUGGAUGGGAAGGGAUAGGUGAUGUAUUACAACAAGCAAUGAUGGGUCUCUCUCUAGUCUUCUGUUGCAAUAUAAUAAUUAAAAGUGAAGAUAAGGAUCGAGGUGGAGUAUGGUUCUAG
Messenger RNA from Cavenderia fasciculata, 123 nucleotides. RefSeq lists its product as uncharacterized. The record is from RefSeq and is a predicted model, not a curated record. The transcript is spliced from 2 exons. NCBI's taxonomy places the organism in Eukaryota, Evosea, Eumycetozoa, Acytosteliales, Cavenderiaceae. The coding region runs from base 1 to 123 and encodes 40 amino acids.